AAUCAGUUGUCAAAUCGGCACUAUUUACGUCAGCCACGUUGGAAGUGCCAACUUGGUGUUUUUAUGUAAAGUUGGUGCGUCAAGAUGAAGUUGAAGGAACUGAAGAGGACGGUGAACGUGAGCUGGUCGCCAGCGGAGCAUUAUCCGACAAUGCUAGCGGCCGGCUCGGCGGCCCAGCAAGUCGAUGCAUCAUUCAGUUCAAACUCCUAUUUGGAACUAUAUUCCUUGAAUUUAGAAGAUCCGGGCCUAGAUUUAGAACUGAAGGCGUCUAUACAAACCCAACACAAAUUUCAGAAAAUAGUUUGGUCGGGUGCAGGGACCAUUGUUGGAGGAUGUGAUGGGGGUCUGUUAGAGUUUUAUAAUGCUGAUAAAGUUCUUAAUAACUCACCAGAUGCACUUGUUGGAAGUAGUACAAAACACAAUGGCCACGUCUCAGCAUUAGAUAUAAACCCAUACCAAAAGAACUUGUUAGCAUCUGGUGCUUCGGAUAGUGAGAUAUUCAUAUGGGAUCUCAACAACACGAGCCAACCUAUGGCUCCAGGAAACAGGAGUCAGCCGUACGAUCAUGUGCAAGGGCUGGCGUGGAAUCAACAGGUGCAACAUAUUCUUGGAUCUACAUUUGCAACAAGAUGCCUAGUUUGGGACCUGAGAAAAAAUGAACCUAUAAUGAAAUUAAGUGACUCGCAGUCGCGCACGCGGUGGCGCAGCGUGUGCUGGCACCCGUCCGUGGCCACGCAGCUCUGCCUCGCGUCCGAGGACGAUCAGGUGCCUGUGCUACAGAUAUGGGACCUACGGCUGGCGGCGUCGCCCCUGGUGACGCUGGAGGGGCACAGCAAGGGCGUGCUGAGCGCGGCGUGGAGCGCGCACGACGCGGGCCUGCUGCUCAGCGCCGCCAAGGACGGCCGCCUGCUGUGCUGGGACCCCACCAAUACCAAACCCGGCGGAGAGCUGGUGAUGGAAGUGAGCCAGCAGGGCCAGUGGGUGUUCGACGUGUCGUGGUCGCCGCGCGUGGCCGGCCUGCUGGCCGCCGCCUCGUUCGACCAGAGCGUCGUGCUGCACACGCUGCUGGGCGGCUCGCGCCCCGACUGUCAAAGCGCAGUGGCGCAGAGCAACAUAAUGGAGUCGUUCGGCGGCGCCGACUCGUUCCUGGCGCUGCCGGCCGUGAGCCGCGCGCCCCCCGCCGCGCUUCCUAAAAUACAUUACACGCCUAAAUGGCUGCGCCGCCCGGCCGCCGCGCGCUUUGCGUUCGGAGGUAAAUUAGUAACUUUCGGGAAGUGUCCUCAAGAAGAGGGCGCAAAGAAUGUAGUGCAAAUUAGUCAGGUAGUGAGUGAGCCAGAGUUAGUAGAGAAAUCAGUGGAGUUGGACCAAGUGCUCGCUCUCACACUCAGCCGGGAGCCGCAGGCAGCCGAGAGGCUGGCUGAAUAUUGCCGCGAGCGUGGAGACGCGGCAAUGGACCAGGACGAGCGCUACACGUGGUUCUUCCUGCGCGCCAAUUUCCUGCCCACAUUCCGCACUGAAGUAUUGAAUUUGCUCGGUUAUAAGCAAGACGAAAUCCCAUCUAAGUUUAAAGCUCAGAACGUUGGUGACACCCAAACGGACACAGCGUUUCUAAGUCGAGGCGAGUCUACUGAGACGGAAGCGGAGUUGUCCACAGACACCAGUACGGACUUGUCCGACGCGCACACGUUGAUUGAAAGGAAGCUGGCCAAUCUGGACUUGGAGAUUGAACCGACCGUUGAGAACAUCAACCUGCCCUCCGGAGAUGACUCAACAAGUUUGAUAUGCCGGGCGCUGGUGUGCGGCAACCUGGAGGAGGCGGUGGAGCUGUGUCUGGACGCCAAGAGAGUGGCUGAUGCUUUCAUUAUCGCCUCUUUAGGCAGCCCGCAGCUGGCGCAGAAGGUGCAGCGCUACCACCUGCAGCAGACGGCGCGCGACCCGGUGUCGCUGCUGAGCGCGUGCGUGGCGCGCGGCGCGUGGGGCGCGCUGGUGCGCGGCGCCGCGCCGCCCGCCUGGCGCGCCGCGCUGGCCGCGCUCGCCGCGCACUGCGACGCCGCCGCGCUGCCGCACUACUGCGAACUCCUCGGCAACAAACUAUCCGAAGAAACUGACCCAGCCCUAAAGAAAGCGGCUCAACUGUGCUACGUGGUAUCGGCGGCGGGCGACGCGCUCGCUUCGCGUCUGCUGCGCGAGCGAAGCGAGGACGGCGCGAAGUGGGACAGCGACGUGGGCGCGUUGACGCAGCGGGCCCAGCUGGCGUUACUGUUGCAGACCGCCGCUGAGACUAGGGGCAGGCCGGUGCAGGAAGGAGGCAGCCUGACGAGGCUGCUGUCGGAGUACGCGGGGCGGCUGGCGGCGCAGGGCUGCCUGCGGGGCGCGCUGGCCGCGCUGCGCGGCGCGCCCUGCGCCCUGGCCGACCGCCUCGCCGCCGCGCUCCGCCUGCAGGCGCAGUUCCAACAACAACAACAACAACAACAACAAACACAUCAACAGCCCCAACAACAGCAGUACGGUCUACGAACACGAACAACAAGCGAACAGUCUCAGAAGCGACAACCGAUCAACAACUACAUCAACAACCCUCCGCAGGCGGGAGUGAACCAAUGGCCGGAAGCCAACCAGCCGCGAAGCGUUCCCGCGCCGCAGCCGCCGCAGCCGGCGCUGCAGCACUCCAGGCCCGGCAGCGUGGGGCCGCAGCCUGGUGGUAUAACAUCGCGGUCGAAAUAUAAAGUGGAUCCAUCAGUGCAAUCAGCGCCACUGUACAAUCAAUACGGAUUCAACAAUCCAAUCACUUCGCAACCAUCCUACGGCUACAACAGUCCUCUUCCCGACCAAUACAGCUCGGCCAGCGUGCCAUCAGCCAACUUCACACCAAUCAAUCAACCAAACAACCCAAUGAAUCCCAAUACAAUCAAUGCAAAUAUGAAUCCAAUCAAUCCGCUUAAUCCAAUCAAUCCAAACAUGAAUACAAUCAACCCGCUUAAUCCAAUCAAUCCAAACAUGAAUCAAGUGAAUCAAAAUAUGAACCCAAUGAACUCGCUUAUGAAUCCAAACCAAUCUGGCCAGAUGAAUGGUAAUUAUUACGGGCAGGGAGUCGAAGCGACAGUCCCUGAGCCGAGCAACCCCGUGGCACCAGGUUGGAACGACCCACCUGCUCUAACCUCUAAACCCAAGCAGAGUGCGUACUCAGACGUAAUGUCAGCCUCUCACGCGGGCACGCGACACUGGGGUCACGUUAUGUCGCACAACCGUUCCGAGCCCAAACCAGAAGUUCAGCAACAGGCACCAAUAACGCAUCCGCUGUUCGGCGUGGAGCCGGCGCAGCAUAUCCCACUUAAUCCUACAUUCCCGGGCCAACAACAGCAGUACCCUGGACAGCAGCAGUUCCCUGGGCAACAACAAUUCCCUGGGCAACAGCAGUUCCCUGGGCAACAACAAUUCCCUGGGCAACAGCAGUUCCCUGGACAGCAGCAAUUCCAAUCGGCUCAAAUGCCGGCGCCUUACGGACAAAUGUAUCAAGAGCAAUAUCCCGGGCAGGCUUCUGAUCAAUAUCAAGGGCAGUACCAGCAAGCGUAUCAACAGGAGGAGAGUCCCGCGGCGCCGGCGCAGAAGGGCCCGAUCCCGGAGCAGCACGUUAUCCUUCAGACCGUGUUCGACCAGCUCCGGAGCGACUGCUUGAACAACACCACCAACGCGAUGACGAAGCGAAAAUUACAAGACAUUCAGAAAAAGUUGGAGAACCUCUACGAUCUGUUGCGAGAAAAUAAGCUCGCAGAGAGCUCUUUGUCGUCCCUGCACUCUUGCGUCCAAUACAUACAGAGCGGCAACUACCCCAUGGCCCAGCACGUGGUCACAACACUAGCCGGCGACGUCGACUUCGCUCUCGUAGCUACGUUCCUGCCCGCACUGAAAAUGCUUAUAACAUUCGCGACGGACACCCGAUAGUCGAAGCGGGUCAAAAUCGAGAAAUUGGAUUUUUUUUAAAUGAUCUUUGACUUGCCAUUUUUGACGGGCUGAUUCUUAGCUGGAAAUGUCGAGGUUCUUUUUUAAAUAAUGGAUUUAAUAUGUCAAUUUUGCGUUAUGGAUGAUUGUGUAGGUAAUUAAAUUGUUUUGGUUCAAAUUAUUUUCAGUGCUGCUAGCUUAGAAGCGAUGACGAAUAAAUAUUUUUAUUUGCGUUCUUUCAUACAAGACAUUCAUCAUAUCUUUCAUACAUACAAGACACAUAAGAUGUUGUAUAAAAUAUAGAUAAAGAAUGUUGCUUUAAAAUAGUUUAAAUACAGUGACGUUAUUUUAUAAAUAUAUAAAUAUGUUAUAUUUUCCUCUUGCAUCGUUAUAUUCCAGUGCUCUUUUUAUAUAAAUGCAUAUUUUAAUAUAAAUUCAUUAACUUAAUUUCGGCUAUGUUGUAUAUUCACCGUUUAUUAUUAUUAAUUAAAAUAAAUUUUUAGUAAAUUUAAUUACAUUGUUAUAUUAUAAAAUAUUAUCCUACUUGUAUGACUGUAAACGAGUGUAUGGCUAAUAUAUACUUAAGUAAUUAUAUUUAAUAUAUUAACUAAUGAAAUAUAUUUU
Molecule: messenger RNA, 4563 nt
Organism: Zerene cesonia (dogface butterfly)
Lineage: Eukaryota; Metazoa; Arthropoda; Insecta; Lepidoptera; Pieridae
Gene: Sec31
Product: protein transport protein Sec31A
Exons: 29
Coding region: 85-3942 (1285 amino acids)
Biological process (GO): intracellular protein transport; endoplasmic reticulum organization; COPII-coated vesicle cargo loading
Cellular component (GO): COPII vesicle coat; endoplasmic reticulum exit site
Molecular function (GO): protein binding; structural molecule activity
Source: RefSeq, a predicted model, not a curated record